Messenger RNA from Zygosaccharomyces rouxii, 810 nucleotides. It is a transcript of the gene OAR1, whose product is annotated as 3-oxoacyl-[acyl-carrier-protein] reductase (NADPH). The record is from RefSeq and is a predicted model, not a curated record. The transcript has a single exon. Gene Ontology annotation, molecular function: oxidoreductase activity, acting on the CH-OH group of donors, NAD or NADP as acceptor. The coding region runs from base 1 to 810 and encodes 269 amino acids. NCBI's taxonomy places the organism in Eukaryota, Fungi, Ascomycota, Saccharomycetes, Saccharomycetales, Saccharomycetaceae.
AUGGUUCAUUUAGAACCCGUUGCCAUUGUUACUGGUGCCACCAGGGGUAUUGGUAAGGCAAUUGUGCAAAAACUUUCAAGUCAAGGUAUUUCCUGUAUAUGUAUUGGGUCGUCAAGGGAAUCCAUUGCAGGGAUUAAAUUGGGGGACCAUCUUCAAAGCGUAAAAGAAAACCAAAGGCAUAGAUCCCUAGCGAUAGAUUUAUCACAGUGGCCACAAUGGGUCGCACAGAAGAGUCAUUUUGGGAUUGAAUAUUAUCCACAAAGGUUAGAAUCUAUGUUCCCAUUGAUGGGUUUCAAUUCGUGGAACUCACCUCAUCAACGCUAUUGUCUAAGUCUAGUGGUAAAUUGUGCUGGUACUACUCAAAGCUCAAUAAGUCUAAGAACUUCAACUGAGGAGAUGCAACGGAUAAUGAAUAUUAAUUUUUUGAGUACAGUCUCCAUGUGUGAUUUGGCAACAAGAUCUAUGAUUCGUCAACGUAGUCAUUCGGGCGCUCUACCUUUACAGAUAGUAAACAUCUCAUCAGUUCUUGGUGAAACAGAGCUAGCAGUAAAAGGUACGUCCAUCUACAGUGCAUCAAAGGCAGCAAUUUCUCAUUACUCAAAAGUGCUGUCACAAGAAGUCUCUAAUUGGGGAAUCCGUGUGAAUACUAUUGCGCCGGGAUUAGUCAACGGUACUGACAUGAUCAAGGGACUAGAUGAUACAGCUCAAACGGCACUGAUGAAUCUGAUGGCAACUAGUAACCGCAGAUCAACGCCUCAAGAGAUUGCAUCGAGCGUCUGGUCCAUUUACAGUGAUGGUAAUUAUAAAUGA